UUGUAAUUUCUGAAAUUCGAGUAUGUCUCGUGGUUUUAUUUAUAUUCCUCUCUCUGCAAGAUCUCUGAAACUUCUGUCGAGAGAUUUAUACUAGCAGUAAGGGCUCAGCGUAGGCCGGUCUCCAGUAUCAGAUGCACGAAUCUGUCGAAAUUCGGGCAGUUAGAAGGAUUCCUCCACAAAACCCUUGAAAAUUUCGUCGGCAUUUAUUGAUAGCCGCAGCCGAAUUAUGAAAGUUUUAAAGAGGAGAGGAGAAUAUUAAAAGCGUGUUCUUAUCUAAUCUUUACAUAUAACCAUAAUAAAUCUUAAUUUUGUUCCAAUGCGUUUCUCUUUCGUGUUGACUUCGGUUUGGUAAUUAAUAUGCCAUUUAUUACGGCCAUGUAAAUUCUCAGAACGGACAAAGGUUCUUCUCCUUGCACGUGGAUAUCCACCAUUUUGUGUGAAGAAAAUUAAAUAUUGCUCACAAGUAAAUUCAAUGGUGUCUUAGUUGAUUUUUUUUAAUAUAAUGUUUUGUUUUUCUAAUUAAACAUUGACAGUUGGAGUUGAAUGAUACAUUUUCAAUUUCACCUGGUCCCUAGACCUACAAAGUAUUAUUUCUGAUUAAGAUACUUGGGUAAUGCGACUUCUCUACUUUUACAAGUUUCAGAAUUAUUUUUAAUGAGAGGAUCUUUAUGAAGAGAGAAGUUUUGCACAGAGAAAAGAAGAUGAAGGUGAAGCAAAUUGUGAGUGGGAAUGUACGAAAUCUUUCAUGUUUUCAUCCCCAACCAUCCAUAGCCAAAUAAGUUCCAGUUAAGUUCCACUUCCUAUUCUUAUCCUGCAGCCACCUGCAAAAGCCCACACUCUCUAUCCUCCCGCCCGGGAGUUUCUGAGGGGACCUCUACUCUGUAAAUGCCAUUUGUGUCAAAGCAAGCCGAAUCCAAAGCUGUAACAAUUAGACGUUGAUGCAAUUUAUGGCAGUUCCCCUUUUUUAAGUGGCCCUUUCUUUACCCUACCCUGUCUUCGUCUUCCUUUCGGUGGUCUGAUCUAACUUGGGUUAAGAGCAUUGCUUGAUUAGAAACUAAUCAAAUUCAAGUUUAUAUUAGUUUUUAGUGUUUCAAUUUCAGAUAUGGCAGAUAUAAUGCAGGGAAAAGGAUCUUUCUUUUUGUGAGUACUGUUUUCUCCAGAUUGCGGGGAAUGCGAAUUGUGUAGUUAUGUGAAGAAAUCUAUAACUAUGGUCUGAUUUCAAUAGUUUGGAUGGAUGUAUGCGAAUCGGCGCGGGCAUUUAGAAAGCAUACAGUAGCAGCAGCAGCAACAGCAACGCCAAGACAACCGUUGGUUCCAGCAGAAAAGAACAAUGAAGUUAUCACACGGUCUCCCUCCCGUUCCAAGAUCAACUCAUCUUCUCCUUCAUCGUUGUCUGGACCUCGGCGUUGCCCAUCACCAAGCAUCACGCGGACGGUUUCUACAUCUUCCCAAUUGGUUCUUAAAAGAGCUCAAUCAGCAGAGAGGAAGCGACCCUCCACGCCCCCUUCUCCUCCAAGCCCAGGCACACCAGUUCAUGGUUCACCUGCAGAUGUACAGUUGCUAUCGAAAAGAAUGAUCGGUGGUCGAGCUGAGAGUUUGUGGCCCUCUACGAUGAGAAGUUUGAGUGUCUCAUUCCAAUCUGAUACCAUUUCUAUUCCUGUUUGUAAGAAGGAAAAACCCGUGUUAUCUUCUCUUUCUGAUCGAACUCUGAGGCCUUCGUCUAAUUUCCCAUCUAAACAAGCUGAAACACAAACUGUUGCACGGAAGCCCAUGCCAGAAAGAAAGAAGAGUCCUCUUAGAGGCAAAAAUGGGUAUGAUCAAUCAGAGAAUUCCAAGCCAGUUGAUGGGUCACGGACCCAAUUCGUAGAUCAUCAGAGAUGGCCAAGUAGAGUUGGUGCGAAAGCAUCCUCCAAUUCAUUGAAUUGUACCGUGGAUCUCACCGAUAAAAGAGUCCCAAGCUUACAUAAGCCACUCCGAGGAAGUGGUUUAUCCUCUACGAGGGCAACUACAGGCGAGACUGUGAACAAACCUUUACAGAAAUCGACCAGUGGUGUUAUGAGGCUACCUUAUGUUGAUGGAAGGAGUAGGGAAGAAUUUGAGGCAAAUUCAGCUAAUGACAAUUCAAUGCAGGAAUCUGCAGCUAACAAGGUCGUUUCUUCAAGUUUAGCAGGCAUUAAAAUAACAGCAAACCGAGUUGGGAGAUAUGACUCGCCUACUCUUUGCCCACGUCCAUCUUCACCUUCUAAGACACCAGUAUUAUCCUCUGUUGCUAGAGGAGUUAGUCCAUCUCGAUUAAGACCAUCAACUCCACCUCCUCGAGGAACUAGCUCAUCACGAAUUAGACCUUCAAGUUCAACUCAAUCCAAUGCUUCAACUUCUGUACUUACUUUCAUAGCAGAUUAUAAGAAGGGAAAGAAGACAGCAAGCUAUAUAGAAGGUGCUCAUAAGCUACGGCUUCUAUAUAAUAGACAUUUGCAGUGGAGAUGUGCUAAUGCACGGGCUGAGGCUGUCCUUCGUAAUCAGGAGGUGACAGCAGAGAAAACUCUUCUUGGCGUAUGGAAUACAACAUUAAAUCUUUGGGAUUCAGUAAUCAGAAAAAGGAUCAAUCUCCAACAGCUGAAGCAAGAGCUCAAAUUGAUCUCAAUUAUGAAUGAUCAAAUGAGCUGCCUCAAUGAAUGGGCUGUGCUUGAAAGAAGUCAUAAUCGAUCCUUAUCAGGUGUCAUAGAUGAUUUGGAGUCGAGCACUCUUCGUGUUCCAGUAACUGGAGGAGCUAAAGCAGAUGCUGGUUCUUUAAAUGGUGCAAUUUGUUCAGCCGUCGAGGUGAUGCAGGCAAUGGGAUCCUCCAUUUGCUCCUUACUCCCAAGGGUGAAGGUAAUGCAGACGUUAGUUUUUGAACUUACCAUUGUCACAGCCCAAGAAAAAGCUAUGCUUGAUGAAUGUAUAGCAUUGUUAGCAUCAAGAGCGGCUUUGCAGGUUCAGGAGCAGAGUUUGUGGACACAUCUCAUUCAAAUGAGACAAGGACUGGAAAAUGUCUGCCAGUUUUAAUAGCUUAUAAAGGCAAGCUUCCUAACCUGACUAGCCCAGCUAGGCUAAGCAAGCUAACAACAAAAUCCAUCUAUUUCUAUUUGUUACCUCAUUGAAGAAGAUGAGUUAUUCUUCCAUAGCAGUCUUCCCCUGCAUGUAAAUUCAUUCUUUAAAUUCUUGGCGGGAUUCUGUAGCUGUAAAUCUUUUCUAAUUUUAAUCUAUUUAAUCAUUUGGAAAUUUUUUUCAACCUUUACACAAUUCUUCCAUUACAAGAGCCCAGAGAAAAGCAAGAUAAAGGAGAUGGCAGAGAUGUUGAAGGUAAACAUGCAAUGUCGGGCCCAAGUCAGGAAUACAAAUGGAAGUGAAAUCCUGAAUAUUUCAGUUCAAGUUCACUUCUGUUUCCAUAUACAUGGUUGGUAAGUAGUUACUUGAGCCAAAAAUUGGAAUGGACAAAAGUCAAACUUGGUAAAGAUGAGAUCCAUGGUAUAUAAAUGAAAAUAACUAUCUUUGAUGGUAUAGAACUUUUUGGAUGAAACCAAAAAUAAAGUCACGAGGACUUAUGCUCCAAGUGAACAAUAUUAUACCGUUGUAUAGAUAUUUGGAUGAUCGUUAUUCUUUACAAGUGGUAUUAAAGCAAUACUCCUAACA
Messenger RNA from Benincasa hispida (wax gourd), 3672 nucleotides. RefSeq names its product AUGMIN subunit 8-like. Gene Ontology annotation, cellular component: cytoplasm; nuclear microtubule. NCBI's taxonomy places the organism in Eukaryota, Viridiplantae, Streptophyta, Magnoliopsida, Cucurbitales, Cucurbitaceae. The record is from RefSeq and is a predicted model, not a curated record. Gene Ontology annotation, molecular function: microtubule binding. Gene Ontology annotation, biological process: spindle assembly.